Daucus carota subsp. sativus is the source of this 1929-nucleotide messenger RNA. RefSeq names its product protein DEFECTIVE IN MERISTEM SILENCING 3. The record is from RefSeq and is a predicted model, not a curated record. Lineage: Eukaryota; Viridiplantae; Streptophyta; Magnoliopsida; Apiales; Apiaceae. The coding region runs from base 217 to 1539 and encodes 440 amino acids. The transcript is spliced from 8 exons.
ACACUCUCAGAAUUGGUGGACAGCUUGCAAUAAUCUCAAAAUAUUUCUCUUUAACACUCACCGUUGUUACCAGCCGAAAAACAUCUACUGCAGAGUGUAAUAGAGCCUGUACUUGACACCCUCAAAUCUCCCUCACUUGCAACCUUUUCUAUCUGGGUACCACUCUCCCAGGUUUCUACUUGUGUUAUUAGCUUGUCUCAAUCAGUUGAAAACAUCAUGGACAACCCCUCUAAUAACGAGCAGAUAAAUGCCUCCGCUGCCCAAAAUUCAUUGGCAUUAGUACUCGUGGACGAAGAUGAGUGUGCUAUUACUGAAAGGCGUGAACUGGAAAAUGGGACACUCUCACAGAAGGAAUCAGUUGUUGAUGCUUCCAAGAAACUACAGGAUGCCUUGAAACAGGAAGGUCUAAAAAUCAAAAAACAUGAAGACAAUAUUAAUUUUUUAAAGAGACAGGAAAACCUAAUAAAUGAUACCAUUCUUGAUUUGCAAGUUACUCUUGGCAAGUAUCAUUCUUCAGAUGGACUAAUGGCGGAGAGAGACAACCUUUCCAAAACCAAGAGUGAUGUAGAGAUGAUUCAACAUAAUCUAAAGCAUACAAAUUCUGCAGCUGGAAUUGUGUGUCAGCUAAAGACUCACCAUACUCAGGGGUCUCAACUUCCAUUAAUUAAGGGAGUGCUUGGGAUUGUUGCAUCCCUUGGAAAGAUAGAUGAUGAUACUCUUAGCAGGCAUCUGUCGGAGUACUUGGGGACGAAUAAGAUGUUGGCAAUCGUUUGCAAGACCCUGGACAGUGUCAAAGCAAUAGAGUCUUAUGAUAAAGAAGGCUUAGUAAAUAAGUAUGCUGGCAUUCAUGGACUUGGAACAUCUAUUGGACGAACUAUAGAUGGACGAUUUCUUGUCAUUUGUCUUGAAUAUCUUUGCCCAUAUGUUGGUGAUUUUAUUACUGAUGAUCCACAGAGGAGGCUAGAUAUUCCAAAACCAAGAUUACCAAAUGGAGAAAUUCCUCAUGGCUUUAUAGAUUAUGCUGUGAAUAUGAUCAAUAUUGACAGAGAGAACUUAUUCAAUGUCACACAUGAUGGACAUGGCCUAAGAGAGACCCUUUUUUAUCAUCUGUUCUCGCAUGUGCAAGUUUAUCAAACAAGGGAAGAUAUGAUGCGGGCUGUUCCCUUGAUAAGAAAUGGAGCCCUAUCUUUGGAUGGUGGAAUGAUAAUGAAUAAAGGAGACUAUGCUUUGGGCGAUGUGGAAGAAGCAGAUGUGAAAUUCCUGAAAUCCUCUGGACAAUCACAUCCAACAGCAGAAUACUGUGCGAUUGAGGAUCAGAUAAAGAAGACAGAAUGGGAAAAGGAACAUAUAUCAGAUGACCUGCAGAGAGAGCAAGUACUUCUAAAGAAGGCCAAAGCCACUUUUGAUGUCAAAAAGCAAGAGCUUCUACAGUUCCUAGCACAGAGUUCAAACCCUGUUCAAGUUCAGAGUCCAGCAGGUCGAGAUAGGAUGUCACCGGGAGACUGGAUAAAAUCUGAAGUAAAAUUUGAAACCAGUUGAGAAAAUUAAGGGUACGGCCUACCCCAACGCCUGGCAACAAAGGUUUGAUGAGGCCCUUUGCCUGCUGUGAUGGAAUUGCAAAAACUUUCCAUAUGAACUGCGGGGACAGCUCCAGAAGUUAAAAAAAUUAUUUUUAGUUCACAUGAGGAAUAUUUUUACUGCAAGAAUUGUGUUAAUUGGUGCUGGUUCUAUUCAUUUCAACUCUUGAUCCUAUAGUGUGCAUUGCAUGCUGCAAAUUUAGGGAACAAACAUGCAGGAUCAAGUUUACAACGCAUAUCAUGACUUAGUUUUAGCAUUAUACCUUAGCAUUUCGGCCUUCGUUCUUUAGAUUAUGAACCUUCUUUGAUCAUAAUUGCCUCAAUUCUAAGGUUCAUCAUGCCUGUUGAAAUC